AUGGCGCGCCGUCCCGCUCGUUGCUACCGAUACUGCAAGAACAAGCCGUAUCCCAAGUCUCGGUUCAACCGUGGUGUCCCCGACCCCAAGAUCCGAAUCUUCGAUCUCGGCCGAAAGCGCGCCAACGUCGAUGACUUCCCUCUCUGCAUUCACCUCGUUUCCAACGAGUAUGAGCAGCUGAGCUCUGAGGCUCUUGAGGCCGCCCGUAUUUGCGCCAACAAGUACCUGGUCAAGAACACCGGUAAGGAGGGUUUCCACCUCCGAGUCCGUGCUCACCCUUUCCACGUCGUCCGUAUCAACAAGAUGUUGUCUUGUGCCGGUGCCGAUAGACUGCAGACCGGUAUGCGUGGUGCCUGGGGUAAGCCCAACGGCACUGUCGCCCGUGUCAACAUUGGCCAGAUUCUCAUGAGCGUCCGCACUCGUGAUGCUAACCGUGCCAUCGCUCUCGAGGCCCUCCGCCGAUCUCAGUACAAGUUCCCUGGCCGACAAAAGAUCAUUGUCUCCAAGAACUGGGGCUUCACUCCUCUCCGACGUGAGGAGUACCUUGACAAGAAGGCUGCCGGCCGCGUCAAGGUCGACGGUGCUUACGUCCAGUUCCUCUCCAACCACGGUUCUCUUGAGCGCAACAUCCGUCGUUUCCCCGACGCUUUCAAGUCUGAGGCUUAA
Fusarium venenatum is the source of this 666-nucleotide messenger RNA. Its product is annotated as 60S ribosomal protein uL16. Gene Ontology annotation, biological process: translation; ribosomal large subunit assembly. Gene Ontology annotation, cellular component: cytosolic large ribosomal subunit; ribosome. Lineage: Eukaryota; Fungi; Ascomycota; Sordariomycetes; Hypocreales; Nectriaceae. Gene Ontology annotation, molecular function: structural constituent of ribosome. The record is from RefSeq and is a predicted model, not a curated record.